AUGAAGUUUCUUUCUUCAAGUGUUUAUGGUGUUCCUUUGACCAGUGGUUGUUCUGUUGAGUCGGCGCAAGAUAGUCUCUUUUUGUACAGUGGUCGGUCUCUGCCAGGUAGUAUCUCGUCCAAAUCCGGUAGAUUCAAAAAGUCCAACUCUGUAUCGCCCAAUGAUCAUGUUGUCACUGAAUAUGCGGAGAGCUCAUCUUCUCAGAAAUUUCAAUUGACUCCUAGCCAUGUACCACCAGCAACAAGCAGAAUACCAAAUUCCUUUUCUCCUCAGAACAGAGUAUCUGUACAAUCUAUGCAAGACAUUCCAUCACCAAAGAAAAAGCUUCCAACUCGUGCAGCCUCCACAGCUAGCAAACUUAGGAAAUCUCUUUCAGCUUCUUUUCGUACCGAUGAUAAAAAUUCUAUUCAAGCACUCAAGGAUGCGCCAACAAAAGAAAAUAGCUGGUCCACUUCAACUAAAACGGCAUAUGUAGCUGGGGGGCGCCUUCCUAAAAAGUUUCCGACUUCCUCGACGACUUCCAACAAUAGAUCAUCUAUUCAUUCGACAAAGAAUCUUCCAUCGUUAGAGAAGGAUCUAUCACUUCCGGCGCGAGCAUCAUCUACAACCAGUAGACGUUCUAUAGGAAUAAAGGCACCACCAAUGAUGAAUCAAACAACACCAAAGUCCGAACACUCAAGUCCACCAACAACUGCAAAGCGAUCAUCAAUAGUUUCAUUUCGGAUUCCCGAAGGUGCUCAAAUCAAUUCACCACAAAAUGAUAUGUUAUUAGCUAUUCAUCUGCCGCCGAGUGCGAGCAAAUCGAGCCGCUCGAGUUGGCUUUCUACUGCAUCGCGUACCUCAUCUACGAAAAGCAGGAAUCAACCUCAAUCUGCAAGACUCCAGCGUUUGGCACUAGGCGGCGGCAGAGAAACCCUACGGUCUCAACGGCAAUAUGUUUCGACUAGUGCCAAAGAGACUACCCUUCCUUGGGAUCCUCCUUUCGACAGGAAUUGGGACCUUAUGGCUGAUGAUGGUGUGCCUGUUGAUUUCAACGAUACUUUUAAGCAUUGUCUUCCACGACAAAACAAAAAUUUCUCUAUAUUUUUUGAUCUGCCCAUCAACGUCCGCCGAAAGGUAUAUUCUUACUGUUUGCCUGACAGAAAAAGUAUUACAGUACUACUAUCACCUCAUUUUGUUAUAAAGAACUGCUACCAUGGAUAUUACUUCAGUUCACCUUGGAAAGUUCUUGAAAGCGUUGCAGGAGGAUUGGCCUCUUUCAGCCUAAUGAGAAAUGAUUUGAUGACCUAUUUCUGGACCGAAUACCAAUUUCAUGUAACUUUGUCACCAUUUUGCAAUCCAACUUUCACUCCACUCUCAAGUGUUUGGUUACCCAACUUUCUGGAUAGGAUUCAACACCUUACAAUCGAAAUUGAUCUUACUAGAUUCGGUGGUAACGCACUCAAGUUUGCUAGACGCUUCGGGUACAACAUGGAAAAAAUGGAAAAUCUUUUCCUUGCUGUUGUCAAUGGAUUAACAAAACGAGAGGGCAAAAUGGCCGAGCUUACAUUGUUGUGUCGACGCUUUAAUGGCUAUCGGCCAAUCGAUGAAAAUGAUCCUGACUGGAAAGCAGACGACUUUUUUGAAUACUUUCCGAAAGAGGCUAUGCAAUUUUGUGAUGCAGUUAUAAACCUUCGUGGCAUUGUCAAGUCGGUCAGAAUAGCGGGAUUUCCUCUAGAUUAUACUAAGACUUUACUCAAUUCUAUGUUCGGUCAAGAAGAAUCUAUGUGCCAAUUCAUUAUCCCAGGUCGAUCUGCAUGGCCACCGCUCCCUCAAUUAUAUGCGGGUCUAAAACACACAUCAAAUCUAUACGCCUCGUCUAUGGCUCCAACGUCAUCAGAAUUCCCUGAUCAUCAGGACAGCAUCAAUAUUCCAUGGUUGAACGAAGCAUCAGUUUGUUCUAUUGAAUACCCUGAAGAUUAUGAUGAAGGUCUAAUAAGACCAGAUACUUCGUUGUCUGUUACGACGGUCGGUGACCACCUCAAAUUAUAUCAAGAUCUUUCACCAUCGACUAUUUCGACUAAUCUAUCUCCUGACUCGGUGAACCCGUUAUCAGACACAACUAGAACAUCUGCUAGGAAUACUACAGUUGCUUACCAAGCAAUGUCAGCAGAGGAUCGUAACAACUCGAAACGACAUACGAAUAAGCUCAAUCCACGAAAUUCCAAGGAUUUUACUCCCAGUCACUUAUGUUGUCAACCAAGAGAUGGAACCCAGGUUGAUUUGAUGAGUCAACGAGAACAAAAAGUUUCUGACCCUGACAUGAUUAAUCUGAUACAACAAGCGUCAAAGGAUACCUGGACUAAUCAAAGAGUAAAUCAAACGGAAACUCAUCCAUCUGGAGAAAAUAGUGAUGAUCGUCGGACAGUUGGCACUGUAAAUGACGGGAUUUUACGGAGAACCUCAAAUUCUCAAAUUAAAAGGAAAUCACAAUUCGGAGAAUGGCAAAUGCCGGAUAUUCCAGAGAGCCCCUUGAGUAAAACUAAUGCCCGUGACCAUAUUCCCAUUUCAGAAAUUAGACCUGGCACGCUUAAAGCUUCCAAUGAUCUUCACAUACGUCGCACACAUGCUCAUAUAGAAAAGUCAACAUCAGAGAGCGAUGAAGGCGCCAACAAGCCUCCAUCACUAUAUACAUCUCAAACCUCUAAACAGGAAGAUUAUGAAAAUGCUAACGAUGGGAGUCGGAUCUUCACCCCUCCACGGAAUUCCAUAUCAGAAGUUCCCGAGGACUGCAAUGAUUAUAGUUCACCCCGACCUUUCUCACAGGUCACCCAUCCUGAUAUCCAACAAUCGGACCCUGAAAAUCCUAUCGACCGUCGCCUACUCCGCACUCCUUCACCGCCAGCAACACUAGUACUAGCAACCUCCCCCAAUACACUAAACAGCAUCAAUGAAAGAGACCCCAAAUAUAUCCUCAGUAUCCUAGCUCUCCGAUCCGCUUCUACAUCCACCGAAAGUGUCCUUAAAGCACCAACAAAAGUUCUCCGGCCUACCUCAUUAGCACAUCCUACGACUUGGCCAGGUAGCGUCGAAUCUGGAGAGUUGGAUUGGAAGAAAUCGAGAUUUAUGAGUUUGUUUCGACGAAGUGGUUAA
Molecule: messenger RNA, 3132 nt
Organism: Sclerotinia sclerotiorum 1980 UF-70
Lineage: Eukaryota; Fungi; Ascomycota; Leotiomycetes; Helotiales; Sclerotiniaceae
Exons: 4
Coding region: 1-3132 (1043 amino acids)
Source: RefSeq, a predicted model, not a curated record